AUGGACCGGAUCUCGAAAGGCGAGAGGCUUUUGGGUGAGGACAACUGGAAUCAUGCCCAUGGCUCCAUGGAUAACAAAACUUGGUUCCUUCUCCAUCAGCCCCCUCGACUUCACCAUCUCCAUCACUCUCAGCCUCGGCAUCAUUCUCUUCUCCACACUAUACAUCAAAAGGGAAGGCGACCCCACCAGAAUCGACCUGUCAAACCCGACAGUCCUCAUCAAGAACUCGACCCCACGCCUCAGCUUCCCCUCAGAUGUCUUGAAAAGAAUAGGCUUCUUCAAGAAAAUCGAAUCACACUCGUCCCUCAUGAACCCAAGCUCCCGAAACAACUCAAACUUUCUCCCAAGAGUCUUCGAAUUAUUGCUGUAGAGGACUACGACACCAUAGAUCAGCAUCUUCGAGCCCGUCUUGAAGCCCAUCUCGAAAGCCCGCUCGAUUUUCAGAAACAUGAUCAGUUGAGAGCUCAAGACUCCACAGCUCCUCAGGUAGGCUAUAUUGGAUUCCAGGCUCGACCCAUUCAUGACGAUAAAGCCGCACCUCAAGAGUAUGCGGAAGAGGAGAAGGCUGCCGGUCAGGAAGCCAGGGUUCUUGGAGAUGAGAACUGGCAGGUGGGGCCCGUGCAAGCCCAGUUCUUGAUAGAAGUCGAUUUUGGGCUUGAGAUUCUUAUUGACAUCCAAGAAUAG
Messenger RNA from Striga asiatica, 684 nucleotides. The record is from the annotation of a GenBank genome assembly. Lineage: Eukaryota; Viridiplantae; Streptophyta; Magnoliopsida; Lamiales; Orobanchaceae.